UUCGAGUCGGAAUGUAAACAGUGUAGCACCGCACCAGUGCAGCAAGAGGUUAUGUAGCCGGUAGGUCUAAAUAAAUCUUUAAAUAACACAAAUGAGAGCCGGACGCUGUGAUAUUUUAGUUUGAACCAUGAAACUGUACCAGACUCUCCGUAAUGUCGGCAAGUUCAGGACCGUGUUCGACUUCGGUGGACGGGACGUGGCUCAUUGGUUCCCCGGACACAUGGCCAAAGGACUGAAGCAGAUGAAAGCCAACCUCAAGAGUGUGGACUGCAUCAUAGAAAUCCACGAUGCCAGAAUCCCCUUCUCUGGAAGAAACCCUGUGUUUCAGGAGAAUCUAGAUGUCAAACCUCAUCUCCUAAUUCUCAACAAGAUGGACCUUGCUGAUUUGUCCAGCAAGCAGAGAAUCCUGACGACACUAGAAAAUAAUGGCGUGAGGAAUGUCAUCUUCACCGACUGCUUAAAGCAGAGAGAUGACAACAUCAAAGAGUUGGUGCCAAUGGUUGUGGACAUUAUUAAGAAACAGCCACGCUUCAACAGAUUUGAGAGCAGGAAUUAUUGCCUGAUGGUGAUCGGAGUGCCCAACGUGGGGAAGUCGUCUCUUAUUAACUCAGUAAGAAGAACACAUUUGAAAAAAGGUCGUGCAUCUCGAGUAGGUGGGGAGCCAGGUAUAACUAAAGCGGUUCUGACUAAAAUUCAGGUGUGUGAGCGACCCAUAAUGCAUCUGUUGGACACACCAGGAGUCUUGCCUCCAAAGAUUGAGAGUGUUGAAACGGGCAUGAAGCUGGCUUUAUGUGGAACUAUUCUGGACCAUUUAGUGGGUGAAGACAUUAUCGCUGACUACUUACUGUAUUCUCUGAACAGGACAGCAAAGUUCAGUUAUGUAGAGAAAUAUGACCUCCAAGAGCCAAGUGACGACAUCCAGAAUGUCCUUAAACGAAUUGCUGUAAAACUUGGAAAGACUCAACGGGUCAAAGCCAUCACUGGACUGGGAAACAUUACCGUCACUGUCCCCAACUACACUGCAGCGGCUUACGAUUUCAUAAGAUCCUUCAGGAAAGGAGAGCUGGGACAAGUAAUGCUGGACUGACCUGAGCCAUUUUAAAGAAAACAACCAGAAACUGUUUCUGGGUUUCUCCAGUUUGCCCUCAACCUGGGAGGAUUUAUAUUUAACCACAGAAGUGUUUCCAAGGGAGCAUAGUCAGUCUCCGUCCUCAAGCCUUUGACAUUUUGGGGACAUGAAGGAGUUUCUGUUGGGUGAUGUAAAAAUGCACCAAAGCACUGUAUCUUUUUUGUAAAUAUAAGAAUUUAACUUGA
This is a messenger RNA of Dicentrarchus labrax (European seabass), 1314 nucleotides long. It is a transcript of the gene mtg1, whose product is annotated as mitochondrial ribosome-associated GTPase 1. The coding region runs from base 128 to 1087 and encodes 319 amino acids. The transcript is spliced from 11 exons. The record is from RefSeq and is a predicted model, not a curated record. Gene Ontology annotation, cellular component: mitochondrion. Lineage: Eukaryota; Metazoa; Chordata; Actinopteri; Moronidae. Gene Ontology annotation, molecular function: GTP binding; GTPase activity.